AUGUUUCUGCCAGGACUGCUGGUUCUGAGCCUUGCUGCAGUUGCAUUCUCCCAGUCAACAGAGAAAGAGGCCAGGGAGUUUCUGGCAACAUUUAGUGAAGAUGCUGAGCAAAUGGUCUACAAAUCUUCAAAGGCAUCAUGGAACUAUAAUGUAGAUAUUACUGACGAAAAUGCAGAAAAGAUGAAUGUGGCAAGUGCUGAGUGGUCCCGGUUUUACCAACAAGCCUCUCAUAAUGCCAGCAAAUUUGAUAUCGCUAUGAUACAGGACGCAGUAAUCAAACAACAACUGGAGAUUCUUCGAUUCGAAGGAACUGGCGUUUUAUCCACAAGCGAGUAUAACCGCCUAAAUGAGAUUCAGAAUGAAAUGAGCACAAUCUACAGCACAGGAACCGUCUGCUAUCCAGAUCAACCCUCUAAAUGUGUCGGAUUGGAGCCAGAGUUGACCAUCCUGAUGGCUGAAAGCAAGGAUUAUACGGAGAGGUUGUGGGCCUGGGAAGGCUGGCGGGUUAACGUGGGGAAGAAACUCAGACCACUCUAUGAGGAGUACACCAUUUUAAAGAACAAAGUUGCCAAAUUGAAUGGUUAUGAUGACUAUGGUGACUACUGGCGAUCUAACUAUGAGACCAAUGGUGAAGGAAAAUUUGCAUACCAUCGGAACGAUCUGGUGACGGAUGUGGAACGUCUGCUCCAAGAGAUAAUGCCUCUGUACAAGGAACUGCAUGCAUACGUAAGGGCAAAGCUCCAAGAUACCUUUGGGCCACAAGAUAUCAGUUCAAAAGGAUGUCUCCCUGCUCAUUUAUUGGGUGACAUGUGGGGAAGAUUUUGGGGAAACCUAUAUAAUUUCUCAGUUCCAUUUCCAAAACAGAAUGAUAUAGAUGUAACAUCUGCAAUGAAAGAACAGGCAUGGAAACCAAAAAAAAUGUUUCAGGUGGCUGAUAACUUCUUCCAAUCUUUGGGCCUUAAACCAAUGAAUGAUUACUUCUGGAAUUACUCCAUGAUCGAGAAACCUACUGAUGGCCGCAAAGUUGUCUGUCAUCCAACAGCCUGGGACAUGGGCAAUGGACUCGACUUCAGGAUUAAAAUGUGCACUAAAGUGAACAUGGAAGACUUCCUGACUGUCCACCAUGAAAUGGGACAUAUUCAAUAUGACAUGGAGUAUGCAAACCAAACAUACUUAUUCCGAGAUGGAGCCAAUGAAGGUUUUCACGAGGGUGUUGGGGAGAUCAUGUCACUCUCAGCAGCCACCCCUAAGCAUCUAAAGGCUAUAGGUCUUCUAAAGGACACUUUUAUUGAAAAUAAUGAAAUUGACAUCAAUUUUCUCCUGAAGCAAGCCCUGACCAUUGUUGGCACGUUGCCUUUCACUUUCAUGAUGGAACAGUGGAGGUGGAAAUUGUUCAAGGGCGAAAUACCCAAAGAUCAGUGGAUGAAAAAGUUUUGGGAAAUGAAACGAGAGAUUGUUGGUGUUGUUGAGCCUCUCCCCCAUGAUGAAACCUACUGUGAUCCAGCAGCCUUGUUCCAUAUCGCCAAUGACUACUCCUUCAUAAGGUACUUCACCAGGACCAUCUACCAGUUCCAGUUCCACAAAGCACUGUGCAAAAUUGCUAACCAAACCGAUGAACUGUAUAAGUGUGAUAUCACCAAUUCCACAAAAGCAGGCACAGCACUCAGUAACAUGCUCAAACUAGGCAAGUCUAAACCAUGGACAGAAGCUCUUUUGGAAAUAACUGGAGAGACCAGAAUGAACUCUACAGCUCUGCUGGAAUAUUUCAGCCCCUUAUACACCUGGCUGAAGGAAGAUAAUAUGAAGAAUGGAAGAGAGGUUGGUUGGGACACCCAAUGGAGCCCAUAUAUAAAAGAUUCCAUUAAAGUGCGGAUCAGUCUGGUGGCAGCCCUUGGAGAAAAUGCCUACACAUGGGACGCAAGUGAAAAAUAUUUUUUCCAAUCAACUGUGGCAUUUUCAAUGAGAAAAUACUGGGAAGAAUUUAAAGCGCAGCAAGUCAACUUUGUGGCAGAAAAUGUUCAGAUAUUUGAAGAAACAAAAAGGAUCUCAUUUUAUUUCCUUGUUCGGAACCCAGUGAACAUCACAGAAAUGAUUCCAAAGACUGAGGUGGAGCAAGCUAUCAGGAGUAACAGAAAUCGAUUCAACAAAGCUUUCUUAUUAAGUGAUGACACACUAGAGUUUGUUGGUAUUCCACCCACUUACCCUCCACAGACUGAGGCCCCUGUGACUGUCUGGCUGAUCGUGUUUGGAGUUAUCAUCAGCCUGGUUUGCAUUGGACUCAUUGCCUUGAUCAUUAGUGGAUACAGAGCUCGAAAACAGUGA
Messenger RNA from Amblyraja radiata (thorny skate), 2322 nucleotides. RefSeq names its product angiotensin I converting enzyme 2 (gene ace2). The transcript is spliced from 17 exons. Gene Ontology annotation, cellular component: plasma membrane. Lineage: Eukaryota; Metazoa; Chordata; Chondrichthyes; Rajiformes; Rajidae. Gene Ontology annotation, biological process: proteolysis. Bases 1 to 2322 code for a protein of 773 amino acids. Gene Ontology annotation, molecular function: peptidyl-dipeptidase activity; metallopeptidase activity. The record is from RefSeq and is a predicted model, not a curated record.